This is a messenger RNA of Tripterygium wilfordii, 618 nucleotides long. RefSeq names its product UPF0481 protein At3g47200-like. Lineage: Eukaryota; Viridiplantae; Streptophyta; Magnoliopsida; Celastrales; Celastraceae. The transcript is spliced from 2 exons. The record is from RefSeq and is a predicted model, not a curated record. The coding region runs from base 1 to 594 and encodes 197 amino acids.
AUGCGAAGACAAAGCAGCAUUAGAGGUCAAAGUUCUGAUGCUAUGGCAGUUAAUGUCCAAUUCAAGGUGUCUUCAUCCAUUGAAGUAGAUGAGGUCACAAUUGAUGUAGAUUCUUUAGCCUCUUCUUUGCACAAAUUGAUGCCACAAAGUUUAUCUGUAUCCCAACAAUGUUCCAUCUUCAAGAUCCCCGGCAUCCUCAAGCGCCAUAACCCGGAAGCUUAUGUCCCCAAUGCCUUCUCAAUUGGGCCGUGGCAUCAUGACCAAAAGAACCUCAAACCAGCAGAAGAGAUCAAAUUGAAUUACCUCCAACGCCUCAUCUCCAGAUCACGAUCACCGGAGAAAAGGUUAAAGGAAUUCAUCGAAGCAAUUGCCAAAGUUGAAAAAGAUGUGCGAGCCCACUAUGCCGAACCGAUUGACAUGAGUAUAGAAGAUUUUGUGAAGUUAUUAGUUAUUGAUGGUUGCUUCAUUAUUGAACUGUUUCGCAAGCAUUCAGACGAAAAACUAAGAGACGAGUAUGAUCCCAUAUUCGAUAUGUCAUGUAUGCUCGAAUAUUUGUUCCACGACUUGAUCCUGCUCGAAAACCAGAUUCCUUAGCUGGUGCUCGAACGCUUGUUCAAC